AUGACUCACACCAACCUUACCAUCUUCCAUCCUGCAGUUUUUGUUCUACUGGGCAUCCCUGGGUGGGAGGCUUACCACAUUUGGCUAUCAAUACCCCUCUGCCUCUUGUAUAUCACUGCUGUCCUGGGGAACACCAUCCUGAUAGUGGUCAUCAUCACAGAACAUAAUCUUCAUGAGCCCAUGUACUUCUUCCUCUCUAUGCUGGCCAUCACAGACAUCCUGCUGUCUACCACUACUGUACCCAAAGCUCUAGCCAUCUUUUGGCUCCAUGCCCAUGACAUUGCCUUUGAUGCCUGUGUCACCCAAGUUUUCUUUGUCCAUAUGAUGUUUGUGGGGGAGUCAGCCAUCCUAUUAGCCAUGGCCUUUGACCGCUUUGUGGCCAUCUGUGCCCCCUUGCAUUAUACAACAAUGCUAACAUGGCGUGUUGUGGGAAGGAUUGUUCUGGCCAUUGUCACCAGAAGCUUCUGCAUCAUCUUCCCAGUGAUCUUCUUAUUGAAGCAGCUGCCCUUUUGCCGGACCAACAUCGUCCCCCAUUCCUACUGUGAGCAUAUUGGAGUGGCCCGCUUGGCUUGUGCUGACAUCACCAUUAACAUCUGGUAUGGCUUCUCAGUGCCCAUUGUCAUGGUCACCUUGGACGUGAUCCUCAUUGCUGUGUCUUACUCACUGAUCCUCCGAGCAGUGUUUCGUUUGCCCUCCCAAGAUGCCCGGCACAAGGCCCUCGGCACUUGCGGCUCCCACCUGUGUGUCAUCCUCAUGUUUUAUGUUCCAUCCUUCUUUACGUUAUUGACCCACCGCUUUGGACGUAACAUUCCUCGACAUGUCCAUAUCCUGCUGGCCAAUCUUUAUGUGGUGGUGCCACCAAUGCUCAACCCCAUCGUCUAUGGUGUGAAGACUAAGCAGAUCCGGGAGGGUGUAGCCCACCGGUUCUUUGACAUCAAGACUUGGUGCUGUGCUUCCCCUCUGGGCUAA
Messenger RNA from Neomonachus schauinslandi (Hawaiian monk seal), 969 nucleotides. Its product is annotated as olfactory receptor 52B2. Lineage: Eukaryota; Metazoa; Chordata; Mammalia; Carnivora; Phocidae. The record is from RefSeq and is a predicted model, not a curated record. Gene Ontology annotation, cellular component: membrane. Gene Ontology annotation, molecular function: G protein-coupled receptor activity; olfactory receptor activity. Gene Ontology annotation, biological process: G protein-coupled receptor signaling pathway. Bases 1 to 969 code for a protein of 322 amino acids. The transcript has a single exon.